AUGAGGGCCAGCUAUCUAUUUGCAUCCUGUCACAUGCUGCCAUGACUCAAUCCAAUGUUACAGUUCUCUCAGCUAAUAUCUCUGGAGGAUAUGAAUGGGGUAAUCUGUACCGUCCAUUUUCUGUGUUCAGUGUUCUCACGCUUACUUUGCUGGCCAUGCUAGUGGUGGCCACUUUUGUAUGGAACCUUCUGGUGUUGGUGACCAUCCUGAGGGUGCGCACCUUCCAUCGUGUUCCCCACAAUCUGGUUGCCUCCAUGGCCAUCUCGGAUGUGAUGGUUGCAGGACUGGUAAUGCCCCUCAGUCUGGUUAGAGAGCUCUACGGUCGGCGUUGGAUUCUGGGUCGGGCACUAUGUCAGGUCUGGAUCUCCUGUGAUGUGCUCUGCUGCACAGCCAGUAUCUGGAAUGUGACGGCCAUUGCCCUCGAUCGCUACUGGUCCAUCACUCGCCACCUGGAGUACACGCUGAAGACACGCAAACGAAUCUCUAAUGUGAUGAUUGGCCUCACAUGGCUGCUCUCCUCUGUUAUCUCGCUUUCGCCACUCUUCGGUUGGGGUGAGACAUACUCGGAAGACAGCCUGACUUGUCAAGUAAGCCAGGAGCCCUCUUACACAGUCUUCUCCACCUUUGGAGCCUUUUACCUGCCCCUCUGCGUGGUGCUCUUUGUCUACUGGAAGAUUUACAAGGCUGCCAAGUUCCGUAUUGGCUCUCGCAAGAUCAACACCAUCACACCCAUGGCUGAGGUCAUAGAGGUAAAGGAGGCUGAACGACAACCACAGAUGGCCUUCACAGUUCGUCAUGCUACUGUAUCAUUCCAGACGGAUGGCGAGACGUGGCGAGAGCAGAAAGAGAGGAGAGCAGCACUGAUGGUGGGCAUCCUGAUAGGUGUGUUUGUUCUCUGUUGGAUUCCCUUUUUCCUUGCUGAGCUCAUCAUUCCGCUCUGUUCAUGUGACAUCCCUCCUGUCUGGAAAAGUGUCUUCCUCUGGCUGGGUUACUCAAACUCCUUCUUUAACCCACUCAUCUACACAGCCUUUAACAAGAACUACAACAACGCGUUUAGAAACCUUUUUUCCAGACAGCGAUGAGGAACAGAAAGAAGAAAGACCAGAAUGAAGACCUUUGGGUUUUAUGAGUGGAAAGUGAGAAGAACAUCAAGAGAAGCCUUCUUCUCAGUUCAGACACAGAAGAACAAGCAAUUCACUCACUCUAACCGUUGUUAAAGGAGGAAGGGGGAUUUCCAACACACAUCGGAAACCCUGCAGGUGUAGUGCAGGUGUAGUGUUGAGAUCUGUCUGUGUCUGUGUAUGGCUGCUGCUGCUGCUGAUGUCUUCAUGGUUAGACAAGUUGGCACUACCUGUUGAUUCAGCAGUACUGAUAUAAUGCACAUCUUC
Messenger RNA from Carassius carassius (crucian carp), 1388 nucleotides. RefSeq names its product 5-hydroxytryptamine receptor 5A-like. Gene Ontology annotation, cellular component: plasma membrane. The coding region runs from base 42 to 1082 and encodes 346 amino acids. Lineage: Eukaryota; Metazoa; Chordata; Actinopteri; Cypriniformes; Cyprinidae. The transcript is spliced from 2 exons. Gene Ontology annotation, biological process: adenylate cyclase-activating adrenergic receptor signaling pathway. Gene Ontology annotation, molecular function: G protein-coupled serotonin receptor activity. The record is from RefSeq and is a predicted model, not a curated record.